This is a messenger RNA of Scylla paramamosain (green mud crab), 587 nucleotides long. Its product is annotated as longitudinals lacking protein-like. The record is from RefSeq and is a predicted model, not a curated record. Lineage: Eukaryota; Metazoa; Arthropoda; Malacostraca; Decapoda; Portunidae. The coding region runs from base 85 to 465 and encodes 126 amino acids. Gene Ontology annotation, cellular component: nucleus. Gene Ontology annotation, molecular function: protein binding. The transcript has a single exon. Gene Ontology annotation, biological process: regulation of transcription by RNA polymerase II.
CCACUCUCGGAUCUUGUUGACGUGUGUUGCUGUAAACAUUGACACAACACUGACCACUCCACGCCGAUCCAAAAAACCCACAAGAUGGCAGAUGAUCAGCAGUUUUGCUUGCGAUGGAAUGAGUUCCAUAGCAAUAUGGUAUUCUCCUUCAAACAUCUACGUGAGGAGAAGAGUUUCACAGAUGUGACUCUGGCCUGUGAUGGACAAACCUGCAAGGCACACAAGAUGGUGCUGUCUGCAUGUUUCCCAUAUUUCAAGGCCUUGCUAGAGGAAAAUCCCUCCAAACAUCCAAUAAUCAUCCUGAAAGAUGUGCCCUUCAGCCACUUGCAAGCAAUCUUGGAGUACAUGUAUGCAGGAGAGGUCAAUGUAGCCCAGGCAGACCUUCCUAAUUUUCUCAAGACUGCAGAGCGACUCAAGGUUAAGGGCUUGGCUGAAGUCAACCAAAAUGAGCGGCAAGACCGCUGAAAUACUGCCCAGGUCGAGGGAGGCUUGGGAAACAGUUUGUCGGAGAAGCCAAAGCCACUUCUGCCUCCUCCACCAGCCUUCUCUUGCUGCUGACCCUACCCCUCCCACCCACCCCUCCACCC